Molecule: messenger RNA, 1908 nt
Organism: Camellia sinensis
Lineage: Eukaryota; Viridiplantae; Streptophyta; Magnoliopsida; Ericales; Theaceae
Source: RefSeq, a predicted model, not a curated record
UUUACCGGUUAUAACCGGUUAGCAUAAUUUUGUAUACAAUGAUUCAGAUUAUUUAGUAUGACCAAAUCUAAUGUGCCGAAAUCCCUAAUCUCUCUCCCCAAAAGACACAACAGAGUUUAAACCGGAAGUUUCCGUCAAAGUAUUUGGACUCAUCACGAAACUGGUGUUGAAGGAAGUUUUGGCUUCUCCUGCAUUUACUUUGUGUGAUAUAUUUCUGUAGUUACCAUGGAAGAAGAGGACAAUGCGGUUGAGCUUCUACAAAGAUAUCGGCGGGAUAGGCGUAUACUUCUUGAUUUUAUACUUUCUGGUAGCUUAAUUAAGAAAGUAGUAAUGCCCCCCGGCGCGGUUUCAUUGGAUGAUGUGGAUCUAGAUCAAGUCAGUGUUGAAUAUGUACUUGGUUGUGUGAAGAAAGGAGGGAUGCUUGAACUGUCAGAAGCUAUUAGAGAUUACCAUGACAGUACUCUUUUCCCACAUAUGAUAAAUAAUAUGGGUUCUACAGAUGAGUUUUUUUUGGUCACAAAUUCCGAAUCUUCAGGCUCACCACCAAAACGGGCUCCGCCAUCUGCUCCUUUGUUUACACCAUCCCCCAUUAUGCCAAGUCUUUUAAAAUCACAAUCUCUUAGCUCCACACAUGUGGAAGAGUCUCUUGACUCCAUGCAUGUUGAAGAGUCUCUUAACUCCACACAAGUGCAAGAACUAUCAGUUGAUGACAUUGAUGAUUUUGAGGAUGAUGAUGAUUUAGAAGAAGUUGACAGCCGUAGGACUUCAAGACGAAUUCCAAAUGAUGCCUCUGAUCUUGCAUUAGGAUUGCCUUCAUUUGCAACAGGUGUCAGUGAUGAUGAUCUUCGUGAAACUGCAUAUGAAAUCCUCUUGGCUGGUGCAGGGGCUGCAGGGGGCCUUAUCAUACCAACAAAAGAAAAAAAGAAAGAAAAAAGGUCUAGAUUUAUGAGGAAGCUUGGACGCAGUAAGACUGAAAAUGUUGUGUACCAGUCCCAGAACGCAACGGGAUUAGUUGGUUUGUUGGAAACAAUGCGAGUCCAGAUGGAGAUUUCUGAAGCAAUGGACAUUAGAACGAGACAAGGGCUGCUUAAUGCACUGGUGGGAAAAGUGGGAAAAAGAAUGGACACUCUUUUGAUACCUUUGGAAUUACUGUGUUGCAUUUCGCGAACGGAGUUUCCUGACAAGAAAGCGUAUAUACGGUGGCAAAAAAGACAAUUAAACAUGUUGGAGGAGGGGCUUUUAAAUCACCCUAUUGUGGGAUUUGGUGAAUCCGGGCGCAAGGCUAGUGAACUGAGGAUUCUUUUGGCAAAGAUAGAGGAAUCUGAGUCACUUCCAUCCUCUACAGGUGAACUCCAGCGGACAGAAUGCUUGAGAUCUCUCAGAGAGAUUUGCAUUCCACUUGCAGAGAGGCCAGCACGAGGUGACUUAACCGGUGAAGUGUGCCACUGGGCAGAUGGUUAUCACCUAAAUGUCAGACUAUAUGAGAAACUGCUUCUCAGUGUGUUUGAUGUCUUAGAUGAGGGAAAACUUACAGAGGAAGUUGAAGAAAUUCUUGAGCUUUUGAAAUCAACGUGGCGGAUUCUGGGAAUCACAGAGACCAUCCACUACAUUUGCUAUGCAUGGGUGUUAUUUCGUCAGUUUGUCAUCACAAGUGAGCAAGGAAUCUUGCAGCAUGCCAUCGAGCAGUUAAAGAAAAUACCAUUGAAGGAACAAAGGGGCCCACAAGAGAGACUGCAAUUAAAAAGCUUGCUUUCCAGAGUUGAAAGAGAAGAGGGGGUUCGAGAGUUUACUUUCCUUCAAUCCUUCUUGUUACCUAUUAAAAAAUGGGCUGAUAAGCAGCUGGGAGAUUACCAUCUGCACUUUUGUGAGGUUAAUAAACUUUUGAAGCAUUAAAGUUUCUUAUGUUAC